ACUUUCUUGAAAAGAGAAGGAUAUUCAAGGUUGAGAGUGGUCUGGAACUGGUUCCCCCUUCGAAAGCCCGCGGUUCAGCGUGUACACGCAUCUUCAAUGGCGCACAGAAACAGUGCCCCUAGCCCCGUAUCUCCGGUACAGGAGACCCCUUAUUCGCUCCCUAGAUUCCCACCUCUGAAUAGCAAUGCCCUUAGUAGGCGAUCCAGCUCUACAGCCGGCCCAGGAGGUGCACAUGCGGCACCAGUGCAUGGAUCCGACACAUCCCCACCCGGUUCUACCCAGAACUUACCUUCCGACACCUCUCCGGCAGAUUGGAUUCCAUUUACCUUGCGCUGGUACUUCCUCUUACUCCCGAUCGCCGCGAGUAUCAGCUUCGUCAUUACUAUAGCCUUAUUGUGCUGGUAUUCUCGCCGUCACUACGGUCUCGGAAAGGACGAUGGAUCAUCUGCAAUCCUUUUUGGUUGGCGCUUCACCCCAACUCUACUAGCUGUCCUGUACACGCAGAUCACCGUCAUCCUCUUCGAAGACGUCAAACGAACCGAACCUUUCGCACGCUUAGCGAAGCCUCCUGCUGGAGGGGCCAGCGCGUAUGGCACGCUCCUCCAGACUCCUAAGGCAUGGUGGGCCAUUUUGAUCGACAUGACGUUCAAGCGGAAAGAGGUCGGCAAGACCGGCUGGAGCCUCAUCUGCAGCGCUCUUGUCAACGUCUUGGCUCUCCUGGCUAUCUCCCCUUUAUCUUCAGCUCUCCUUGCUUCGGAAGAGGUGGUUAUUCCCAAAACUCUCCAGUUUUCUAGAAUCUCCCCAAAGGAUAAUGCUCAAUUUCCGAUGAAUGCAACCAGAGAAACCUACUUUCGAACCAUGGCCGCUCUUACGCGCAAUAUCUCAACAUCUGCUUGGGCAUCGGACACCUCCUUGACUCUCCCAUUUUGGCCUAGGUCUGAGGAGCCGCAGUUGGGCCCAGACAUAUCGUCCACAUAUGGAGCCUGGAAGGCUGGGACUUCGACCUUCCACUCUGGGUUUGAAUGCAAGAACAUGACUCUUGAAAGAGCAGAGAUCGAGAACCGACCAUACGCCGUACGCGACUGGCACGAAUUUCUCUAUAAUGGAACCCAGCCCAUGGUAAGAUUCGUCUUGACUUCUGAAGAUGGGUGCCGGUACGAUCUGUCCCUACAUCCUUCCGUGGAGCUGGCAUAUAACGGGGGCGUCAGAUGGUCGGACGGUUCGAAUUUUAUUUCCGUCGAUACCAGCCUACUGCAGAUUGACCGAAUCCAAGCCCGUCCGGAGGUUUCGUCGACGAGUCCAUUUGCGCGCUUAAAUACUUCUCGGGAAUGCAACAAUCGCGACAUUAUCCUGAUCAGUACUCCAUGGACAGCGCCAUUCAAUACGUCUUUCGGCGAGACUUUGUUCGCCAAUCAUACGUAUAAGCGCUCACCCGAUUUUCGAAUGCGCGGAUUUCUUUGCGACUCUAUUUACACGAUGUCAAAUCAGACCAUUGAAGCCUCUACGCAGUUGGGAAAGCAAACCACUCUUCAGAAUGCACCUGGUAUUACUCAGACUAUGGAGAAGCUCGCAAGGACUCUCGUGGACAUAGCUGGAUUUCAGAACCUAAGUUUGCAGGACACUUGGGGCAAGUUCUUCGAUUCACCAAGCACCGCCCACGAUGCCGAUCCAGGGUUAGGAGAAAAACAAGGUCCGGGUUCCGGGUCAACAUUGACCCGGCAAGUGCCUGGGUUCUCAGGGCUGGGCCUUGUUCUUGCAUCGCUUUCGAAGUUCAAUAUGACGACCAUACUCGAUGAUCCUGACCUUCUCGAGCGCGCGGGAAGGGUCAAGAGUCGCUUCUUCGUUGAGACGCUCCGGGAAUCUCUCACCUCAUCGGAUAUAGUGCAAACCAGUGCUGUCCAGGGAGAGGUGACGAUCGUCGAAGAGAGAGUUAUCGUCUUGACCGAAAUAGCAGUGGCACUUGCUGUACUCUUCGGAGUAUCUCUCACCCAGUUCCUCGCGAUAUUCUGGUUCUCUCGUCUAGGAAGAAGGCCACUCAAUCUACAAUCCGACCCCGCUAGCACGGUAGGAAUGAGCACCUUGCUUAACCCUCAAUUGUCGGGUAUAUCGACACUCAAAGGCAUGCAUGCGGCGUCUAAGCAUGACCUUUAUGGCCUCCUGCGAAACAAGACAUUCCACACUUCUCAUGGUGUUUUGUAUGGAGUUGAUGCAAAUGCUUCCAUGCAUUCUGGCGCUAGAACUAAGCACAAGCCGUCACGAGACUGGAGACCCAUGGCAAUCAACUUGUGGACGCUACUUGCUUUGGCGUGUCUCCUGGCGCUUAUUCUCACUGCCGUUCUAAUUCUCAACGCAUUCUCGAUGCGAUCGAAGCUGUACCAACGAGCCUUCAUAUAUGAAGCCGAUGUUUCAAAGUUCGGUCUGAGCUUUUCCUCCUUUGCGCCCAUCUCUAUAGCACCUACCGUCAUCAGUAUCAUCGUCGGAUUGUGGUGGGAUCAGCUGGACAUGGCAUUCCGUAUCCUCCAGCCGUAUAUCGCAAUGUCCCGAGCUCCAACGCCAGUGCGUUCAGGAGCAGGUCUAACGUAUCGAUCCAAAUCUUGGUUUGGCGCAGCCUUGAAAGCAGCGAAACAUCGACACUGGCUCUUAUUCGCGCUCGCUAUCGGUAGUACCCUCUGCCAGGUCCUCACGGUGUCGAUGUCGGCACUCUUCGAAAGACAACCCUAUGACGUCGUGCAAGAGAUUCCGAUUCAAAGAAGUCUAGACGUUCGCCAAGUUCCUAUCAUUACGGAAAUUGAGACGUCUUUCGAAACCCGUCCGAAGGACCAUACUUUCAGAGUUCUCAAUCCUUUAUACCAAGAUCAGUCAAGUAACUGGUUAUACAGCGCUGCUGUGGCACUGUCACUGAACGGGUCGCAGCUCGCUUGGACCCAUGAUGAAUGGAAUUUCGUUCCACUUGACCUUUCGGAUCUGCCUGGCCCGGACUCUAUCCAAUCCGUAGCGGGCAUUAACAGUCAGAAUAUUCCGGCCGUUUCGACGAACGUCACGGUUCGGACACCCGCGAUCCGAGCCUUGCUUGAAUGUAAUCCUGUCGAUCAGAUCGCCAAUACGUCGACCUGGCUAGCCGAAGUACCUCUUGAUGAGCUACCAGAGAACGCUAACGUGACUGGCCUGAAGGAUGGGUACGCAUUCAGCCGCAUGAUGUUCGUGGGGACUCCAGCCUCUACCACGGUCUACGCGAACGAGAACCUCAUCCAAUGUUGUGCGAACGGCACCAAUGAGAAUCCUCAAAGAUCGGUGAUUGGCUAUUGGUCACCCUUUCAACCAGUAGAUUACGAUAUCACAUCUUCUCCUGCCGGGACACGCUUUCCGUACCCUGAUAGACCUUGGCCGUUGUCGUUCGUAACGAAGUGGAUAACUGGCGAACCAAGAAGUUUCUACGACCGCUUUCAGGGCACGUAUAUACUGUACUACGAAAAACCACCCUCCAUACAAGCUGCUCACUGUAUGCCAGUGAUUGACAUCGCAGAAGCGGUCGUGACCGUGGAUAAAGAUACGGGAACGGUGCACUCCUAUGAGCUUACGGCAGAACCGAAUGCGACAGCUUCAGCCUGGUCUGAAGUCUUCGUACGACAUGACAUCUCCGGUUCGCAAAGUCAUUACAACCAAAACUACACCGGCGAAUUGAACAUCACGACCUCUUUCGGCGUGCUUUUCCUCGAUGCAAUCUUUGGAGCUUCUGAUCGGCGUUCGGAAUCUUCGUCGCAGGCUCAGUUGGAACGCGUCGAGGACAACGCUUUUAACCUCCGCGAUCAAGAGCAUGGAAUGAACAUGGACCUGAUGACAUACUCUAUGUAUGCUCUGGCGAACAAGGACCCUGAAGCACUGCUCAACUAUAAGGUCAUCGCCGAACAUGCAAAUCGGACAUUCCAAACGUUCUUCCAACAUUUCGUCGGCAACAAGUUGUCCUUGAGCAACGGUGGCUGGGCAUAUCAGAGGAUAGAUGACAAGAGUAUGGACGCGCUCGGACGGCCAGUGAAUGAAAACGGCACCGCCAUAACUCAGCGCAGCUAUCCAACCCUCGACACCAACCAAACCGCUACAGCCUCCGUGUCCAACCGCAUUCAGGUCUUGCACCUCAAUUCCGUAGCGACCUACCUCUCAGCCGCUAUCCUCAUCUGGCUGAUAGCGACAACGGCGGUUCUCGCGUGCUUGCAACGGAGGUAUACGAGCUCGAUGCUUCGCAACGUGGAGGUAAUAGCGGAUGUCUUGGUACUUGUUGCUGGAAGCGAUAAUUUCCUCAGACUGGUGCAGGAGAGGGGUGUCGCCCUGAAGAAAGACGGAGACAUGAAGACGAUGCUUGGAUGGUUCAAGGGAAGUGACGGCGAAGUGAGAUGGGGUGUCGAGGUGGUUGGGGGUAGGAACGCUGUGGAGUGGGUUGAUGUCCCGAAGCACCAAGGGCCGGGAAUAGAAAUGGCUCCUCUAUGAGCCCGAAAUGAGGAUUGUAGGACAGGCUUAC
This is a messenger RNA of Trematosphaeria pertusa, 4513 nucleotides long. RefSeq lists its product as uncharacterized. The record is from RefSeq and is a predicted model, not a curated record. The transcript is spliced from 4 exons. Bases 97 to 4482 code for a protein of 1461 amino acids. Lineage: Eukaryota; Fungi; Ascomycota; Dothideomycetes; Pleosporales; Trematosphaeriaceae.